AUGCUCAAGUAUCCUGAUGAUCCUCUUGUUCUUCGACCUCAAGUCGGUGGAGAUCUGCUGCGUCACCGUUCUUCUACCGGUCUCUGCAGGCCACGCAGCUUUAUCCUCCGUCUGAUGCUCAUUUGCGUCAUCUUGGCCACAAUUUCUGGUUGCAUCAUUAUUAUCUUCACUCUACGUCACUCGAAUGCCUGGCCAUGGCACCGCCAUACCUACCGUAGCAUGUCUGCUGCUGGAUUUUGCCGUGCACUCACACCUUUCCCUGGGCUGGAUGUGGAGGAACGUUUUCUCUACGAGCCCAACGCCAUCACAAUCAGCCACGGUUCUGUUGCUGAUUUUCCGUCCGUCCUCAUUUUUCAUCUGUUGCGCGACGCUAUAACAGUGAUGCGAACUCGAGGAACCUGUUACGUAUAUCCUCUCACCAGGGAAGUCUCUGACGCCGUACCUGUUGACGAAACUGUAUUCGAACGCAUCAAGGUGCAUUUCCUAUUUCUUCUUUACAUUAGCAAAGGUUAUGAUGCUUUGUGA
Molecule: messenger RNA, 525 nt
Organism: Hydatigera taeniaeformis
Lineage: Eukaryota; Metazoa; Platyhelminthes; Cestoda; Cyclophyllidea; Taeniidae
Source: the annotation of a GenBank genome assembly